Serinus canaria (Common canary) is the source of this 2468-nucleotide messenger RNA. It is a transcript of the gene POLB, whose product is annotated as DNA polymerase beta. The coding region runs from base 98 to 1105 and encodes 335 amino acids. Gene Ontology annotation, cellular component: nucleus. NCBI's taxonomy places the organism in Eukaryota, Metazoa, Chordata, Aves, Passeriformes, Fringillidae. The transcript is spliced from 14 exons. Gene Ontology annotation, biological process: double-strand break repair via nonhomologous end joining. Gene Ontology annotation, molecular function: DNA-directed DNA polymerase activity; DNA binding. The record is from RefSeq and is a predicted model, not a curated record.
CCGCGGCCCGGCCCGGACCGGACGCUCCGUGACGCCACUGCCGGCAUCGCCUCCCUGCCAUCGCUGCCCCGACCGCCGUUCCGUGCCGGUACCGACCAUGAGCAAGCGCAAAGCUCCCCAGGAGAGCCCCAACGAGGGCAUCACCGACUUCCUCACCGAGCUGGCCAACUACGAGCGCAACGUGAACCGGGCCAUCCACAAGUACAACGCCUACAGGAAAGCGGCCUCGGUCAUUUCUCGGUAUCCCAGCAAGAUCCAGAGCGGGGCUGAAGCCAAGAAGCUGGAUGGAGUGGGUGCUAAAAUAGCUGAAAAGAUAGAUGAGUUCUUAUCCACUGGAAAACUACGGAAAUUGGAAAAGAUUCGGCAAGAUGAUACAAGUGCUUCUAUCAAUUUCCUGACACGAGUCACUGGCAUUGGCCCUGCUGCUGCCAGGAAGUUUGUUGAGGAAGGAAUUAAGACUUUAGAAGAUCUAAGGAGAAUUGAGCACAAGCUGACCCAUCACCAGCGAAUUGGGCUGAAGUACUUUGAAGAUUUUGAGAAAAGAAUCCCGAGGGAAGAAAUGCUGCAAAUGCAGGAAAUUGUGCUCAAAGAGGUAAAGAAACUGGACCCAAGCUACAUUGCUACAGUCUGUGGCAGUUUCAGGCGAGGUGCAGAGUCAAGUGGUGACAUGGAUGUUCUCCUGACCCACCCCAGUUUCACAUCAGAAUCAUCCAAACAGUCAAAACUUUUGCAUCAGGUUGUAGAGCAGCUGGAAAAAGUCCACUUUAUCACAGAUAUGCUGUCUAAAGGUGACACCAAAUUCAUGGGUGUGUGCCAGCUGCCAGAUCAGGAGGAUGGAACAGCUUUUCCACAUCGCAGAAUCGAUAUCAGGCUUAUCCCCAAAGAUCAGUAUUACUGUGGGGUGCUGUACUUCACAGGCAGUGAUAUCUUCAAUAAGAACAUGAGAGCUCAUGCCCUGGAGAUGGGCUUCACCAUCAACGAGUACUCAAUCCGGCGCCUGGGUGUUACUGGAGUUGCUGGAGAGGCCUUGCCAGUGGAAUGUGAAAAAGACAUUUUUGACUACAUCCAGUGGAAAUACCGAGAGCCAAAGGAUCGGAGUGAAUAACAAAUUUCUGGCUGGGUUUGUAGCCCACAGAGGUGUUUUCAUGGCUUCCUACAAAGAUGUGAGAGUGCACAGUCUGACUUUGAAUAUUACUUGAAAAACUCUGUAUUACUGAUGUCUAAAGCAAGCCCAUGGCACUUGAGCAGAACAGAAUGUGUUGUGAAGAUAAAUCCUGUGAGAUUGCAUUUUCAUAUAGUCACAGAAUCAUUUGGGUGGAAGGGACCCCUAAAUGUCACAUAGUCCAGUCCCCCUGCCAUGAGCAGGGCCAUCUUUGACUAGAGAAGAUUGCUCAGAGCCCAGUCCAGCCUGACCUUGGAUAUUUCUGGGAUGGGGCAUCUCUCUUUGUAUCUUACAUAUAUGUAGACCCCAGAAUGAAAAAGCCCAGGCUGUAUCAUGAAGUACCCUAAAAACACCAUUUUCAACUACUCUCUGUGUCUCCUCUCACCUGUGUGCAGUGUCUUGGUGCAGUGCUGAAGCUCAUGAAGAGCUGUGUACUUAAUUCUCCAAUCUUCAGUGUGGGCUACUGUAUGCUAAGGUGCAUGUGAGCUGUGAGUUUUGUUACUGCACGUUUGGUGCUAUUGAUUGCAGCUUGGCCUGAUUAAUUGAUGCAUUGCUACCACUCCUGUAGAUUCAAUCUGCCCUUUUUUAUAUUAAAACCUAUCAAAUCUUAUUUUACACCUCCCUAUUGAUGCAUUGCUACCACUCCUGUAGAUUCAAUCUGCCCUUUUUUAUAUUAAAACCUAUCAAAUCUUAUUUUACACCUCCCUAUUGAUGCAUUGCUACCACUCCUGUAGAUUCAAUCUGCCCUUUUUUAAAUGCAAACCUGCCAAAUCUUAUUUUACACCUCCCCUUUAAAUGCUGGGAAAGGCAAUGAGUAUUUUGGAUGGGAGAUGAGGUCUCUUCAGGGAUGCAUUACUGGUUGUGUUUGGGACAGGGAUUCUGUUGUUUAACUUAAACAUUUCCAAAGUAGUAACUGCUAGCUUCCAUGAGUUACAGAGCAUCAGCAUGGAAUGUAUGCUGCUGCUUUUGAAUCCUGUUACUUAUUUCAUCUCACUUAAUUGCUCAACAAUUCCAUUUUCAACUUGUUCUUAUACAAGGAGAGUUGAUCAAUCUUAGUAAUGGAGAUGAAAGGCUGAUGCUCUUACUUACCCAUUGAUUUCCUUCCAUUUUUCUUGUUAGGAAUUUUAAUUAUUUUCUGGGAAUGUUCCCCAGGGCUAAUGCAAGUAGUGCUAUGUAAGAAAACUCAAAGUUGACUUGGUGCUAUGUAAAGUAAUUUGAUGCCUCAUUGUAAAAAUACAUAGCUGAUAUAUUGAGUAUUUUCUUCAGUUAUCAAUAGGAAUAAACAAAUUGAAUAUCCCAUCAUGAA